GGGAGGGAGUGCAGCCGCGGGAGCGGGAUGGAGACCAGCAGCCCGCGGCCCCCGGGACCCAGCCCCGUCCCCGCGCUGGGCCUGGACGCCCGACUGGGCGUGGACACGCGCCUCUGGGCCAAGGUGCUCUUCACCGCGCUCUACUCGCUCAUCUUCGCGCUGGGCACUGCGGGCAAUGCGCUGUCCGCGCACGUGGUGCUGAAGGCGCGGGCCGGCCCCCCUGGGCGCCUGCGCUGCCACGUGCUCAGCCUGGCGCUCUCCGCCCUGCUGCUGCUGCUGGUCGGCGUGCCCAUGGAGCUCUACAACUUUGUGUGGUUCCACUACCCCUGGGUCUUCGGCGACCUGGGCUGCCGCGCCUACUAUUUCGUGCGCGAGCUGUGCGCCUACGCCACGGUGCUCAGCGUGGCCAGCCUGAGCGCCGAGCGCUGCCUGGCCGUCUGCCAGCCCCUGCGCGCCCGAAGCCUGUUGACACCGCGCAGGACCCGCCUCCUGCUGUCCCUCGUCUGGGCCGCCUCGCUCGGCCUGGCUCUGCCCAUGGCAAUCGUCAUGGGGCAGAAGCACGAGCUGGAGACGGCCGGCGGGCAGCCGGAGCCCGCCUCACGCGUGUGCACCGUGCUGGUGAGCCGUCCCACGCUGCAGGUCUUCAUCCAGGUGAAUGUGCUGGCGUCCUUUGUGCUCCCCUUGGCAUUAACUGCUUUCCUCAGCGGGGUCACCGUGAGCCACCUGGAGGCCCUCUGCUCCCAGGGCCCAUCCCCUUCUGCCACAGGCAGCUCCGCCCCCAGCCACCUGAAGCUAAUGAGCGAGGAGAGGAGGACACUGGCCCUGGGAGGCCAGGCCGCCCUGGUGAGACACAAGGACUCCCGCCGGAUCCGUGGCCUCCAGCGCAGCAUCCAAGUUCUCAGAGCCAUCGUGGCUGUGUAUGUCGUCUGCUGGAUGCCGUACCACGCCCGCAGGCUCAUGUACUGCUACGUCCCUGACAACGGGUGGACCGACAAGCUCUACGAUUUCUAUCACUACUUCUACAUGGUGACCAACACGCUUUUCUACGUCAGCUCGGCGGUGACCCCUGUGCUGUACAAUGCUGUGUCCUCCUCCUUCAGAAAACUCUUCCUGGAAGCCCUCAGCUCCCUGUGUCGAGAGCACCACCCCACGGAGCCAUUCCCCCCAGGGCCCCGGAGCCCCGUCCUAGUGGAUACAGCAUCCGGCCCUGGGGCUCCCCCAGGAAUCCUGGCCUGGAUCAAAUUGAAGAAUGAGAAGAGUAACACUGACUGCACAGCCAUCCAGCAGUCAGAUGAGCAAUUUCAUCACUAAUAACUCAAGCCAUGCAGUCAGGCGGACCUACAGGGACCCCCAGCUCUGCCACUCACCAGCUGUGUACCUGCAGGCGAGUCACUUACACCUCUUAGCCUCAGUCUCCUCGUCUGUGUGAUGGAGACGAAUAAUACCCAUCUUUCCUGUUGUCUGAAGAUUAAACACUUAGCACAGUGCCUGGUGCAUAAUAAAGAAUAUAUUUUCGCUGGCAUUAUUUUUGUUGCUAUUGUUAUUACUAUUAUUAUUAUUAUUGUUAUUGCUGUUUCUCUGCUCUCCUGAAUUUCUGCAAAUGACAAACCAACAGUGCCCAGAGCUGACUGCCUUGUUAGAUCACAUGAGCUGUAGUAAAAUCAUCCAGUCGCUCCAAGUAAGGGAGCAGCCAUUCACCCCAGCAGGAGCAUUCUGUGGGCCCUAGAGAGCCUGGAGUCACCAGCUGCCCUCUCUGGCCUCGGACCUGUGUGUCUGCCUGACGUGAGGCGGCCGGUGCAGCCGUGGGAUGACGGCAGGGCUGCCUGCUCUGGAGAACAGCCCCACAGACGUGCUCUGGCCAGCAGUGUUCGGAAAGGUUGCAUUUCCAUUCUUUUUGUCAGAGCAGGCUCCCUCCAUUUCCCCGCAGGUCUCAGCCCCUCUCCUGCCUGCACAGGGCCAGGUACUGCUUGACGCGGCCAGCCUUGCUCCUGAAGGCUUGUGAGGCCUGAGCCCAGAGAGAAAGGGUGGUUUUCCUGUCUGUUGCCAUUGAAGCCACAGAUCUGCAAAGGGGCAGGAAGAGAAAAGUGAAGCGCAGAGCAGACGGACCAAGAAAAGGUUUCUGGGGCUUCCCCAGUGGCGCAGUGGUU
Messenger RNA from Delphinapterus leucas (beluga whale), 2147 nucleotides. It is a transcript of the gene NTSR2, whose product is annotated as neurotensin receptor 2. Lineage: Eukaryota; Metazoa; Chordata; Mammalia; Artiodactyla; Monodontidae. The record is from RefSeq and is a predicted model, not a curated record. Gene Ontology annotation, biological process: neuropeptide signaling pathway. Gene Ontology annotation, molecular function: G protein-coupled neurotensin receptor activity. Gene Ontology annotation, cellular component: plasma membrane.